Molecule: messenger RNA, 402 nt
Organism: Penicillium arizonense
Lineage: Eukaryota; Fungi; Ascomycota; Eurotiomycetes; Eurotiales; Aspergillaceae
Exons: 3
Coding region: 1-402 (133 amino acids)
Source: RefSeq, a predicted model, not a curated record
AUGGAUGCCAUGCGCCUCUGCCUGGAUAUUGUGCGUCCGUUUGGUAGUAUCGGCAGCGUGGGUGUUCAGACGGAAACAGUUGCCCUCGAUGGUCCGGUGCUAUACGGUAAAAAUGGGACUAUCGCAUGGGGGCGGUGUCCUGUGCGUGGUAUCUUCGAAAAGGCCCUUCAGACACUGGGCAAGGUACAAGACAAAGUGUCCUUCUUAUGUGAAUACUUCAUGAAGCUUGAAGAGGCAGCGGAGGCAUAUCGGUUAUUCAAUGACCAGAAAGUCCAAAUGGUCCUCUCAAAGAAUUGGAGUGCCCAGAAGCAUAAUGAAUCCAUUGUUAACGAUGGAAAGCAUCACAGCUUCGAGGUUGUAGCCCGUAUGGAUGCAAGUCUUGCUGCACAACUAGCCCGUUGA